CCAUUAAAACAGAAGAAGAAGCAGCAGCUGUAGGCGGAGGUACUAGUUUGUUGUUCAUACAUUUCAGAUGCAAAGCUAACCGUGUCAGGUUUGCUUCUACACGAAGACUUCUGAGAAAGUCUCUGAAACUUUAACGACCUCAUGGGUGCGACGAAACGAGACCUCGAGGAUGAAAACGGCCCGCCGGUGGGGACCAGCUCCAAGAAGCCCAGGAGACACGUAGCUGCUCUGGUUCUGGCCAGGGGAGGAAGCAAAGGCAUCCCCCUGAAGAACAUCAAGAAGUUAGCUGGUGUUCCCCUCCUGGCGUGGGUGCUGAGAGCUGCUGCUGACGCAGAGAUGUUUGAUAGUGUGUGGGUGUCGACGGACCACGACGAGAUUGAAAACGUGGCAAAGUCCUGGGGCGCCAAAGUUCACCGGAGAAGUCCUGAAGUCUCCAGGGACUGCUCCACGUCUCUGGAGACCAUCCAGGAGUUUCUCAGGAAUAACACAGAUGUGGACGUGGUGUGUAACAUCCAGGCUACGUCUCCAUGUCUACACCCGUCUCACCUUAAGGGGGCCUUAAAGAAGAUCCUAGAGGACGGCUACGACUCCGUCUUCUCGGUGGUGCGGAGACACCAGUUCCGCUGGAAGGAGGUGAAGAAGGGAAGUGUUGAAUGUACUCAGCCGCUGAAUCUGGAUCCUGCGAAGCGUCCGCGGCGCCAGGACUGGGACGGAGAACUUUAUGAGAACGGUUCCUUCUACAUCUCCACCAGGGACUUGAUCCUGAACGAGGGGCGUUUGCAGGGCGGUAAGGUAGGCUACCAUGAGAUGGAGGCAGAGCACAGCGUGGACAUAGAUGUGGACAUCGACUGGCCUGUAGCAGAGCAGAGGGUCCGCAGGUAUGGCUACUUUGGUCGUGGGGUGUCCCUGAUGUUCUGUAAGGUUUCUGGAUGUUUAACAGAUGGAAGGGUGUCCCUGUCUGCGUCUGGAGAGGACACGGUGUCCAUCCACUACAAGGACACAACAGGAAUCGGGAUGCUGAAGAAAGACGAUGUAGAGGUGGUGCUGCUAAUUUCCAGAGAUGAUCUGGUCACACAGUCGUUGGCCGACAAGCUGAAGAAGGUAACAGGCUGUGAGGUCAUGUUGGUGGAGGAGGACCCUCUGAAAGACCUGCAGUCAGUUGUGAGAAAGAAGAAGAUGGACUGGAAGGAUGUGGCCUUCAUGGGUAACGAAACAGCAGAUGCCAGCUGUUUGAAGCUGGCAGGUUUGAGUGCAGUUCCUGCAGACGCUUGUAAAGAUGCCUCUGAUGCCGCCAAGUACACCUGCCGCCUCCUCGGCGGGGCGGGAGCUGUGAAGGAGUUUGCUGAACACGUUCUUCUGCAGAAACAAAAGGCAAAGUCUCAGAUGAAGCAGGACCGAAUCGACCGCAACAACUUCUAGAGUAUAAAUAUUAAAGAAAACCGUAAAUGUAAAUUCAUAUUAUUGCAUGACAUUUUCUAUCCUCUUCACCUCUUUCAGACUCCAGGUUAUGAAGAUACAUGUGGCCAAAUAAGCUACGCGUGCAAUCCUCAGACCAUUUUCAGUUCUAAUGAACUUUUCUCAGAAACCUGAGAUAAAUCUGUCCUAAAGUCAUGAAAUAGUUUCUACAAAGAUUAAGACCUUAAAGGUGUGGAACACUGAAAACCCAUGUUUAAUGAUUAUUUCUCAUAUGAGUGUUUCAUGCAGGCUGAACAUGAAAAUAGUCUCCUACACCUAUCUCCUGCUUUAGCUUCUGAUAGAAAAUAGACGGUCAAACUCUAGGAUUAGAAAAUCCUGACAGAUCUACAUCACACUGUCACUUAACAUUCAUGUAGUAGCAAUUAAUACAUAUUAAUUAUGACCAGUAAGAUGUGAUAUUCCAUACAAAUAUGAAAUAUCAAUCUGAUUGAUCUUUGAAUGUUUAAUCAGAAGAUUCUAGGGUUCUUUGCUUAUUCAGAGAUCAUAAACACACUUCGUAUUAAUUCAGACAGAGUCAAGUAUAUAGUUUAUAAAAUGUAUUUAUUUAUUUUUCCUAAACUAAUGAUACAUGGCAAGAUAUGAAUAAUGAGACGUGGUGUGGAGGAUGUGAUGUGCUGUGAUGGAAGCUAGAUGUUGUAGCAACCGUUCUUUGGAUCUGAGAGAAAUGGUGAAAUCUGGGUGUAAAAGAAGUUUACACCCAUUGUUUGUUAUAAACUAGAGAGUUAGUUAUUGAUAAAAACCUCAUCAGACACCAGUAUGCAGGCUUACGAUACCCUGGUAUGAGUUGCUCCCGGCGGUCCGGAGGGUUGCGGUCAGAGUGGUGAGGUCACCGGACGUCGAAACCACGAUACUCAGAGAUUCGUAGCUUCCUCUGAGUUCAGCUUCCCCGGCCAUGAGAUGCAACCCGGGGUCUGCAGAUGAGGUGUCCAAGGUGGAUGUCUGAGAGCUGAAGUAGCUCUGAAAAGAGCUGUUGUGUCUGUAUUCACUUGCAGCGUCGCAGAAAGGUUUUGACUUAAGGUCGAAGGAGAUGGUUUCAAAAGAGGCUUCUUUCCCGAUUUGGCCGAAUCGAGGCUCAGUUGGAAAUUGAAUUACUCCGGAUGUCAUUCUUGUUUCUUUUUUUAACUACUUUGUUCUGAUUUCUGGCCAAGUUUGGCAAAUCAGAAUUUGACACGUUUCUGAGUAUUUACCAAUGUAAUGGUUAAAGAGUUACAAUUUAAUUAAAUGACCAUAGACAUUAAAGGUCCAUAUCUAGUAUGGACCCCAUCUAAUGGACACAGGGAUAUUUAAUCAGAAGAUUGGUUCUUUUCAUUACAGGGAAAUUUAAAUAAACACUUUGCAUGAACUGAGAGACGAGAAGAGAGAGAGACUUCCAAACGUUUAAGAAAAUUUAUUAUCUUAAUGAUUUUAAACAGUUUAACAGAACUAACUCUCUAAUGAUGGAUGCUCGUGGAAUAGAAUGUGAGGUGAAGUGUGUGUGUUGGUGCGAUGUCAGUUCAGAACCUCCGUUUUGGAGAAGCGAGUCUGAGUGGGAGAUAAUGUUUUGCUCCUAACUGAUCAACGUUUGAACCGUGGUCAUAAACACAUGAGACGCCAUUUGUCGCAUCUACAUACCCUUCAGUGAGACUCCCGUACAGAUCAGGCUGCCAGGUCCACGGACUCUCCUCUGGUACUGGAGCCGAUGAAACGGCGUUGACAGCACGGCAAACCAGUCUUUGGAUAGUCUCCAGGUAAAAAGCGACAGGUGUUUCACAGUGUCAAAGGGACCCCCCCUUUGGGUCAGCGGGGUCAGCUUUUAUUCUGAAGGAACCGUUGUUUUGUUGAUAACAACGACAGGAUUUCCCAGCUUGGCAGUUCUAGCUUAAAAAGAAAAGUAUAGACGGCCGGUCCAUACUUCACUUAACAUGCGGUGAACUUCAGGGGAUCUCGAGAUCUGGCUGAAUACUUAACUUAAAAUGGCGUUGCGCUGUUUUAUUAAUCUUGAUGUUUAUGAUUCUGGACGAAUCACAGCUGACAGAUUAAAUAAACACCACAGAGACUCUGCCACGCUUCAGACAUGAAGGUUCUGAUUGGUUUUGCGGCAGCAAUGUGUCGUGAUUAUUUACCUUAAUGUAUCAGCGUGUCUAGUGGCUAGAAUAAGUCAUUUACUUAUUAAAACAUGAAUCAUAACAUUGUGAUUUCACAGAUCGGUCACAUGGUUAUUAUUGACUAACCGUUGUUUUGAUUAGCUUUUAUUGAAAAUAGAGUUCUUUGGUUUUUUAAUAAAACAAAGGAAAGCAGUCUUCAUCUUCUGUCUUCAUCGCUGGAAUGUAAACAGUUUAGAAGUGACUGCUUGACCUUGAGGCUGUUUCAUGCACUCUGGCCCUGCGUCAAAGGGACUGUGGAAAAGAUGAAAUAAUCUUGGCUGGAACAGCUCCUUCAUCACGUUACACCAACAUCCCUCAGAAAGCCACGCCUUCCUUCAGAUACAAAAAUGUUUUUAACCGUAACAUGUAUCUUAUUGUAAUGUGUAUGAGUGUAAACAAUGAUUAACUUGUUAAACACAUACUAAUUUGUGAUAUAAAUGGAUCAUUGUAAGAACAAUAUUAGUUUUAAAUUCAUUUAUUUAAGCACAGAUUAUUCAAACAUUUGAUUUAAACAUCUUGUUCAUUCAUCAUAUAUGAUUAUUUAACUUAUAACUAUAAAAUCAUGGAGUCUUCACUUAUUCAGAGUGAAGAAUGUUGACGUCUGGUGUUCACAGAGUGAGUGCAAGAACCUUGGGUGAUACUGCUUGUUUGAAUGUUUUGUCUUCAUGUUAUGUAAACACGCACUGAGCAGAACCUUCUGGAUUUAGAAGGCCAAACACAAAGUGGAUUUAUUUCUGUAGAUGAAAGGUUAUUAUGUUGAUCAACAUAUAGGUGAAAAUUGACCCUUUUGGAUUUUACAGUGGACUCACCCAUCUUGAAUCACGGCGGGGGAAGGUUGUUAAUGAUUUAAAGUCCAGGAAAAGGCAAACUAGUAGAAGCUAACUGUUAGCAUUAGCACCACCACCACUCAGCAGAACUCCUCCAGCCUUGUGUUAUUUGAGGAGAGAAAAUGUCCACGUUGCAAGUCAGUGGUAGAGUUAUCCAGUCUGAGACGGGAUGUCCCAAUAUCGGGAAUAAAGACUCCAGAUCCUGCUGUCUGAAGGUCAGCUGUGAUGUGGCUCACUUCUAGUUCCUGGAAGUGGUGUACCACUGUUUUUGCUCAUAGUACACAAGGUGUUCGAACUUGAGACCUCUGCAGAUGUAUUGAUUAAACAAGUGUUCCACACCUUUAAAGCAGAAAUCCUGUUUUCUCAGAGGGCACAUUUUAAAGACUUACUGUCCAUAAGAAAUGUUGCCAACUCUGCAACUGUUUGACAUCCAAGUUGAACGUGGAGAUCUUCUUCACUGAAUAGCGGGUCUAGGUCAAUUCUUUGUCGGUCUCAGAGGGUUUUUUUGGCAGGCUGUGAUUAGCAUUGUCGAACGCUAUUGGUGGGUCUAGGAAAGAAAACUGAUAUUUACAUCACAGAAUAGGAUCAGACUAUCACUUUUACAGACUUAUAAAAAGCAUACACACCUGAAAAGUUGCUUUAAGUGGCAUUAAAAACCUUAAAUUUGAUUCUAAGCAUUACGAUUAUGUAUGUAAUUUUGAAGAUAAAUGUCUGUAUAAUUAUAAAAUGGACUGUACUGAGUAUACAUGCUGUCAACAUGCAGACUACAGUAUGGGCAUGGUUGGUUAAUAGGAAUCUCUUGGUAAUGAUCAGUGUUAUAAAGUCAUGUGUGGGGAUGCACAGAUGCUUUUCAGGCCUUUGCUCUAACCUCUUAGGUGUGUUAGAUGUUUAGAUGUAUACAUUAUUAGAAUUAUACGACCUCUUUAUUUCACAUUUUAAAUGUUAAUCAUGAAAAUAGUUUUUAAUAAAUUGAAAUAAUUGGA
This is a messenger RNA of Nothobranchius furzeri (turquoise killifish), 5409 nucleotides long. Its product is annotated as N-acylneuraminate cytidylyltransferase. NCBI's taxonomy places the organism in Eukaryota, Metazoa, Chordata, Actinopteri, Cyprinodontiformes, Nothobranchiidae. Gene Ontology annotation, molecular function: N-acylneuraminate cytidylyltransferase activity. The record is from RefSeq and is a predicted model, not a curated record.